GGGGGUCCAGGCGGAGAGGGUGGGCAUUUCUCUCACAGGCCUGUGGUCCUCAGCCUUGCGGGGACAGAGCAGGUGCAGACUCAGUCUGUGGUCUGUGCACCUGCUGGGUCCCAACGGCCACCUUCUGCACCCCUCCCCAACUCCUGUCUCUGGGAGGUGCCGAUCACCCGAUAGAGAGGGGUGAGGCAAGAGACCGCGGGAGCCCUGGUGUAGGUGGGGCAGCACCACCGAGGAGAUCAGCCAGAGCUGGCAUGGCCACGACCUGCGCGCUCCCCUACCACACGGCCAAGAGUGGUUCGGGGACCGGCAUGUUCAACACAGCCAUGGGGAAGCUGCAGCGCCAGCUGCACAAGGGGGAGUACGACAUCUUCAGGCACGCGCCCAUCUUCGAGAGCGACUUCAUCCAGAUCACCAAGCGGGGCGAGGUGAUUGAUGUACACAACCGCGUGCGCAUGGUGACCGUGGCCGUGGCCUCCACCAGCCCCAUGCUCCCCAUGCCUGAUGUCAUGCUGCUGGCCCGCCCGGCCACCGGCCUUGAGGACCACGCGGGCCGGGCCCAGGCCCGGGGCAAGGGCCGCAAGGGGGCCAAGGCCUUGGAGCUCACCAGGCUCCUGCCCCUGAAGUUCGUGAGGCUCUCCAUCCAUGACCGAGAGAAGCAGCAGCUGCGUCUCAAGUUCGCCACCGGCCGCUCCUGCUACCUGCAGCUGUGCCCAGCCCUGGACACGCGGGACAACCUCUUUGCCUACUGGGAGAAGCUCACCUACCUCCUGCGGCCGCCCAUGGACAGCCACAGCAGCACCUAUGCCCUCCCGGCCGGGGACAUGGUAUGCAUGCCAGUGUUUGAGGAGGAGGAGCUCCGUGUGGGGGAGGCAGAUUGCCCAGGCAGGGGAGACCAGGACCAGGUCAGCAUCAGGAGUCUCCAUGGGGUCCCCGAGGUAGCUGGGGCCACCUCUGCAGCUUUUUCGGGGGGGGAAGGCAUCCCCCAGGAUACCCCCAAACCCAUCCACGUGCACUAUGUAAGCACCUCAAACACCAACCUUACAGAGCUCCCCCAAGACUCAGCCGCAGGGGCCAUGACAGAGGCAGUGGCAGCAGGGGUGGUCCUGGACCAGCUGAGCCCAGCCUCCGCGGGGGCUGCCCAGGGCCGGGGAGGAAGCAGAAGCAACACAGCCCCCGCAGGUGCUGCUCCCGCGUGCCUGAAGAGGCUGAAAGCCGCCUUGGCAGGAGCCACAAGCCAGUCCACAGAAGCCAUCGUGGAAGUGGUCACGGUUGAGGCGGAACCCACCAGCCAGGCUGUCAGCGAGCCGGCGAGCAGUCCGGGACAUCCAGGUGAGGAUCGUGACUGCUCCGCCCUGGCCCAGGAAGAGCAGGGGUGUGAAGGGGAGGGACGGCAGCGAGGGUCCCAGGGCACUGGCUCCCGCCAGGGGAGAAGAGAGAGGCGGGAACGGAGGGAGAAGGAGAGAACGCUCAGGAGCCGGCACCGCAGGGCCACCGAGAGCCACCACAAGGCAGGGGGGGACAAGAUGCCGCGAAAGCUCCCCAGCGGCCGGCCCCUUCCCAACCGGAGAGCCUCAAGGGACGACAAGGAGAAGGGCCGCGGAGGCAGCAGGCGGGGCGCCGCACACAAGGGCCUGAGCCACGUAUCGGUCACCAAGGAGUCCAGGUCCUCCCACAAGUCUGCCAGGAGCCUGUCCACCCUGAGCUCCAGUUCCGCCGCCAACAGGCUUAGCAGGGUCGGCUCCUUCCUGCGGAGUGUCAAGGCCAACCUCACUACUAAAGCCCUGGUGUCCCCUUGGGAGAGGGACCAGGACCUCCUGCCCCAGCCCGCAGGGGAGGCCCUCGUCCAGCCGGCAGAGAGCUGCCAGGGGCCCCAGGCCACGGGCAGCGUGCCUCCCGAAGACAUGGACACGGUGACCAUUGAAGUCCAUUCGUAGGCCGGGGGCUGAGCUUUUCUGGCUGCAGUUUAAAUAAAGAACCACAGAAUCUGAGUGCGCGUGCUGCCCUCUGU
This is a messenger RNA of Talpa occidentalis (Iberian mole), 2008 nucleotides long. RefSeq names its product golgi associated RAB2 interactor family member 4 (gene GARIN4). Gene Ontology annotation, cellular component: nucleus. Bases 252 to 1934 code for a protein of 560 amino acids. The transcript has a single exon. The record is from RefSeq and is a predicted model, not a curated record. Lineage: Eukaryota; Metazoa; Chordata; Mammalia; Eulipotyphla; Talpidae.